Cynara cardunculus var. scolymus (artichoke) is the source of this 1660-nucleotide messenger RNA. RefSeq names its product phospholipase A1-Igamma1, chloroplastic-like. The record is from RefSeq and is a predicted model, not a curated record. The transcript is spliced from 3 exons. Gene Ontology annotation, biological process: lipid metabolic process. Lineage: Eukaryota; Viridiplantae; Streptophyta; Magnoliopsida; Asterales; Asteraceae. Gene Ontology annotation, molecular function: glycerophospholipase activity. The coding region runs from base 24 to 1481 and encodes 485 amino acids.
CUCAACCUCUGCUCAUCUCAUCAAUGGCAACCAUCAACCUCACUGUUCCCUUCACUGCUCAACUCCAUACCCAACCCUUCACAGGACCUUCAAUCCCUAAUAACCCAAUUUCAUCAAGGUUUCGGAAACCGGCUCGAUCGUUGAAGCUCAAAUGUAUGGCAACGUCGAUCACGAGUAAACCGAUCGCAGAACCGACGACUUCUCCCAUCUGUGAUAGAUGGCGGAAGAUCCACGGCGAAGACAACUGGGCUGGCAUGAUCGACCCCAUGGAUCCACUCUUACGAACCGAGGUGAUCCGUUACGCCGAAUUCUCUCAAGCCUGUUAUGAUGGGUUCGAUAACGACCCAUUCUCGAAGUUUUGUGGAAGUUGUAAGUAUCCUCCCAAGUCGUUUUUCCAUGAUCUUGGAUUGGAUAACUGGGGAUACGAGAUCACGAGCUAUAUUUACUCGAGCAACACGAGUGAACUGAUUCCGAAAGUGUUUACGAAGGCCAUCCGGUCCGAUGGGCCGUGGAACCCCAAGGUGAACUGGAUGGGGUACGUGGCAGUUUCGAAAGAUGAAAGGGCGGCAAAAUUGGGGCGGCGAGACAUCGUGGUAGCAUGGCGAGGGACCGUCACCAAAUUGGAAUGGGUUAGUGAUCUCAUCAGCUUCUUGAAGCCGGUUACGGCCGAAAAUUUGUCGAGCCCAGAUCCAGCGAUCAAAGUCAUGGCCGGGUUCUUGCAUAUAUACACGGAUAAAGAUCAGAAAUGCCAGUUUUCGCAGUUCUCGGCGCGUGAACAAGUUUUGGGCGAACUAAAGAGACUAAUAAAGGUCUACAAGGAAAAAGGCGAGGAAAUAAGUAUCACGUUAACUGGUCACAGCUUGGGGAGCGCAGUGGCUACUUUAUGUGCGUAUGAUAUAGCGGAAUCCAAUCUCGAUAAACUCGACAACAACCGUAAAAUACAUGUUUCGGUGUUCUCAUUUUCUGGACCCAGACUUGGGAACACAAAGUUCAAAAAGAGACUCGAAGCUCUAGGAGUGAAGGUGUUGAGAACCUUCAACGUAAACGAUAAAGUACCUACCGUGCCCGGGAUUCUUUUCAACGAACAAAUAUUGACUUGGAUUCAACCUAUUGUCGAUUUCAUCAUAGGGUUGUACACGCACGUCGGGGUGACAUUUAGUUUGGAUAAUAAGUCCUCGCCCUUCGUGAAAGACAACAUAAGUUUGGCUUCGAUGCAUAACUUACAACUUCUAAUGCAUCUAGUAGACGGGUACCAAAGUACAGGGGCCAGAUUUUCGCCUGCCGUUGGAAGGGACAAAGCCUUAUUGAACAGGGAUGACGACAUUUUGGAGGACAAAUAUUUGAUACCACCAAAUUGGGGACAAAUCGAGAAUAAAGGGCUUCUUAAAAACGAAAAUGGGGAAUGGGAGUUACCAGAACAAGAGGAUCGUUUUACACCUGAGGGAAUUGAGCGUCAUCUUGAGAAACUAAGCCUAGAUUAGGCCCAACUUCUCAACAUUAAACUCUAUGUACAACCUUGGGAUACAUAUAAUGCCACCUUGCUUUAUGAGUUAUUGAACAAAAGGGUGCAUUUAUUUUCAUAUAGUUAAAUGUAUGUGUACAAAAACAUAAUACAUAAGCGUUCUUUAUAUUUAUGAUAGAAUUCUAACGUUCGAGAUUG